AUGGUGUCUCCGGAGAAUACGAACUGGCUUAGUGAUUAUCCUUUGAUUGAUGGUUCUUUCUCUGAUCAAAAUCCUACUUUUCCAUGGCAGAUUGACCACCACAUAGAUGGUUCAGCUAGUGUCAGUGUUGAAGUUGAUGCAUUCCUUUGCGAUUCGGAUGUGAUCAAAGAACCAGGCUCAAGGAAGAGGGUCAAACCUGAAUCGUCAUGCGCUGGUUCUAGCUCGAAAGCGUGUAGGGAGAAACAAAGACGCGAUAGGCUAAACGACAAGUUUACGGAAUUGAGUUCUGUAAUGGAACCUGGGAGACCUCCAAAAACAGAUAAGGUUGCUAUUCUAAAUGACGCUAUUCGCAUGGUGAAUCAAGCAAGAGACGAAGCGCAGAAAUUGAAAGACUUGAAUUCAAACCUCAAGGAGAAAAUCAAGGAGUUAAAGGAGCUGAAGAUUGAAAAGGAGAAAAUCGAGCAACAACUGAAAGCGAUUAAGACACAGCCUCUACCUCUACCUCAACCUUGUUUCUUACCAAAUCCAUCAACACUCACUCAAGCACAAGCUCCUGGAAGCAAGCUUGUCCCUUACACAACUUACCCUGGAUUUGCAAUGUGGCAAUUCAUGCCUCCUGCUACAGUUGAUACUUCACAAGACCAUGUCCUUCGUCCACCCGUUGCUUAA
Arabis nemorensis is the source of this 669-nucleotide messenger RNA. The record is from the annotation of a GenBank genome assembly. NCBI's taxonomy places the organism in Eukaryota, Viridiplantae, Streptophyta, Magnoliopsida, Brassicales, Brassicaceae.